Mizuhopecten yessoensis (Yesso scallop) is the source of this 1795-nucleotide messenger RNA. RefSeq names its product putative defense protein. The transcript is spliced from 5 exons. Lineage: Eukaryota; Metazoa; Mollusca; Bivalvia; Pectinida; Pectinidae. The record is from RefSeq and is a predicted model, not a curated record. Gene Ontology annotation, molecular function: oxidoreductase activity, acting on metal ions. The coding region runs from base 85 to 753 and encodes 222 amino acids.
CUUGCGGAGAGUCUAGCUGGCGAGUUGGCUAUACCAUUUGAUUAGGACCUGUUGCCGUGUCGUCAACAUCUGUUCUUGACCAAGAUGCACGUGGCUCAUGCCGUACUAGUCAGUGUACUGUUCGUACUUGUGUGCGCGUUCGACAUCGCAUCGGCGAUCCCCUACCCUUUUUCCCCUAACCACUUCAAGAGAGAGUGUAAAGACAUGUUCCCCGAGGCCCUAGGUGUUCAUUCACAACUUACAAAGCCGCCAUAUGAGAUCAGCACUUCAGACACCAUCUACGACGGCGUGUCGCAUGAGCAAGUGACCAUAAAAGCGACAGGACCGUACAAAAUAAACGCUUUCUCACUUCAAGCACGUGUUGCGGACUGCUCGGCCACUGACCGAGAGGAACCCAUAGGCUAUUUCGAGAAAGAAUUCGGCUAUGAUGAUGUUGAACUCAUCCAUUGCUCGGGGCGACAUGACAGUGCAGUUGUCAGCCGCAAAUGGAAAAUCAACAAAGAAAAUGUGGUCGUGAGAUGGUACAAACCGAAAAAUGAGACCAGGAAAUUGUUCUUCAGAGCAACCAUCGUAGCUACUGUCAAUUUAUUCUGGAUGGAAAAUUUCUCGGACAGUAUCCGGUCGAUUGGCAGUAAUAAAGCCGGACAAGUAUGUCCGGUCAGGUUGAUGGCUCAGACAGAUGGCGCCACUGCUAACUCCAGUCAUUCCUUCUUAAUAGUCGCCAUGUUUAUUUACAUGUUCGUAUUUCUAUGAGCUUUCGUCACUUAUGGCAGUCUGUUAUAUUGGAGAUGGACAUUGGGGUACUGAUGUAUUGUAUGAACAGGUGCACAUAGAGAAUGGGUGCCAUCUGUGGAAGAUUCUGUGCCCUUCUGCCAAAGUAAACUUGAUGUUUUAAAACAGUAACAAUAUUGUUAUAUUCACUCUACAACUCCUAAUGUAAGUAUGAUGUAACAUCUUCGAGUUUGACACCAUUCUUGUUGCAAGGUUGAGAAAAAGUAUGCGCUUUCUCUCAAUGUGUAACUGAAUUACGCACAUUAAGACAUGUAUUUAAUGUAGAUAACUGCACGAUCACCGUUUUUUAAGGCAUGUCAAAAUAAUCGAGAAUAUUAAAUGAAGAUGUCGUUUGAGUCGGUUUUCAAUAAAGACGUCUGAUUUCGUCAAAAGAAAGCACAGAACGUAUACGCAGGCUGUCGUUUACUCAGUUUAUUUAAAACUCCGGUGCAGGUAGCAGUGUAAAUAUGUAUAUAUGCUAGAUACACAGUGUACAUUUUGUAUGAACAGAUUUUUAUAGUAGUUUAGAUUUACCUAGUUGUCAGUUAGUACAGCAUCAAUCGGCCUCUUUCUGAGAUUCAAAACAAUUGACAGCAGGUAAGCAUGCGUGAUUUUGCCAUUCAAUACGUAAAACUUGUCCAGUUGAACUUGAUUUAUUACAAUAAAAACAAUAUCUUUACAUAAUUAUUCAACAUUAUUUAAAACUAUAUUUCACGCUCAGAGGUGUAGGAUUUGAAAUUCCAUCCAGGGGGUUUUCAAAUUGGGCACAAAUACGAGGCUCUGUCGAGCGUUUUGCACCAAUUUGAAAACUCCGAGGGUGGAACUUGUGUCAGAAAGGAAAAUGCUGUGACAAUUACAGAGCAGUAUUAAGAUAGCGCGGGAAAUAUACGGGAACACGACAGUAUAGACGACACGGCUACGGCACACAUGUGGUGCAUUCUAUAAACAAAGGCACUUUUAUUUUACCAUAAAUGUGUAUUCAAAAAAAAAAAAAAAAAAAAAAAAAAAAAAAAAAAAAAAAAAG